Loxodonta africana (African savanna elephant) is the source of this 14062-nucleotide messenger RNA. RefSeq names its product tRNA methyltransferase 10B (gene TRMT10B). Gene Ontology annotation, cellular component: nucleoplasm; nucleus. The record is from RefSeq and is a predicted model, not a curated record. Bases 7060 to 8010 code for a protein of 316 amino acids. Lineage: Eukaryota; Metazoa; Chordata; Mammalia; Proboscidea; Elephantidae. The transcript is spliced from 9 exons. Gene Ontology annotation, molecular function: tRNA binding. Gene Ontology annotation, biological process: tRNA N1-guanine methylation.
CCGGGGCUCUUUUGGGGGUGCUGAGCAGGCGCUGGGGAUCCGGCUAGAGACUGUCACCUCGCUCGCGGGCGAGGCUGAUGCCGGGGAAGUAGCAUUUAACAUUUACCGGACCCAGGGUACCCCACCUUCCUGGUUCUUUCUCUUCCGGUCUCGCGUCUGACAGGCAGCCUGAGGACAGGCGGGACCCACAGGCGGGAUAUUCUCGGGUGUGAGGUCUCGAUGUUCUGAAGGUGUCAGAAGCGUGGAGCCAGCUUCGGUAGAUUAAAACUUAGAAUGAAAAAAUGAGAGAAGUAUGCAAAGAGGGGCUGGUCCAUUACUUAGCGCCCGUGUAUACACCCAUCAAGUGAGACCUGGCCUGAAAAAGUCUGAGGUCAACCCAGAGAUGGGGGUGGGGGUGGAGGAUUCAUUAAUUCAGCAAGUAUGUAUGCAGCGUGUACUGUGUACCAAGCCCUUUUUUAAAAGCAGAGGAUACUACAGUGAAGAAAGCAAAAGCCCUUGCUUUCAUCCUAAGGAUUGGGGAGGUUCGGGCAAAAAAUAAGAUAAAGAAGUAAAAAAUAGGCUGUGUUGCAUGAGUGUAGUGCCAAGGUAGUCAUGUAAAUAUAUGGAGGGAAGAGCAUUGCAGAUAGAGAUAACAGCAAGUGCAGAAGCCUUGAGGUGGAAAUAUCCUUAGUUUGUUUGAGGAACAGCAAGUACACCAGAGAGUGCAGAGGAAGAUAGAUGGGGGGAGAUAGAUCUUGAUGAGCCACAUAGGCCACUAAGGAAUUUCCCUUUUACUGUAAAUGAAAUGGUGAACUGCGGGGCUCUGAGUAGAAGAGUGACAUGAUUAUCAGACAUUUGGGAUGCUCCUAUUCUGUGAGACUCGGAGCUGACUACUGGAAUGUGCAGGUGAAUCCUUAAUCCUGUUUGGUCUAUAAAGGUUCAUAAUCUAGUGGGAAAACAUAGGCAGACCAGGCUAAAUCAGAUAAUUAGAGCCCCAUGAAGACAGAUGUAUGUCAUCUCCAAAUCUCCAGCAUGUACAGUUAUGGCAGGUGCUUAGUAAAUGUCUGUUGAAUGACGGGAUAAUUAGUUGAGUAGCCUCAAUGCCCAGCACAGGACCUGGAGGCUCAGAGAAAUUUUUUUUUUUUUUAAUGCCUUAAUUGAAAGUUUGCAGAUCAAGUCAGUCCCUCAUACAAAAACUUUAUACACACCUUGCUAUGUUCUCCUAGCUGCUCUCCCCCUAGUAAGACAGCACACUCCUCCUCUCCACCCUGUAUUCGCCGUGUCCAUUCAACCAGCUCCUGUCCCCUGCUGGCUUCUCAGAGAAGAUUUUUAAUGAAGGAAUAAAAGUGCUAAAUUUGGUCAUAGAUAUAUGCCACAUGGAUUAAGUAGAUCCGUGUUUUUUUUUUUUUUUUUUUUGAAUUGUGCUUUAAGUGAAAAUCUACAAAUCAAGUUGGUCUCUCAUACAAAAACUUAGAUCCGUGUUUCUGUGAUGCCCAAUUUCACCUUUGCUUUUUGAGAAUCCUUAGGUGGUAGCUUUCUAUUCAGUAUUGACUGAGCUUCCAUUCUGUGCCAGGUUUUGUGCUGGUCACUGAGGAUACAAAUAUAAAAAGAAAAGGUUAAAAUCAAUUAGCUUCUACCUUAAGAAGCUAGAAAAAGGACAUAUUGAACCCAAAGAAAGUAGAAAGAAGGAAAUAAGAGCUGAAAUCAGUUAAAUAGAAAAUAAACAACAGAGAAAAAUAAGUGAAAUCGAUAGUUGAUUCUUUGAAAAGAGUAACACAAUUAAUAAGCCUCAGCCUGGACAGAUCAAGGAAAAACAAAGAUAAACCAUAGAGGGAGAGACACACACAUAUACACAAAGUACAAAUAUCAGGAAUGAAAUAGGUGACAUCAUUAUAGAUCCUACAUGUUACCCGUUGCCACCGAGUUGAUUCCAACUCAUAGCAAACGUAUAGGAGAGAGUAGAACUGUUUCCUAAGGGUUUCUAAGGAGCGGCUGGUGGCUUUUGGUUAGCAACUGAGCUCUUAACCACUGUGCCAUCAGGGCUCCAUAGAUACUACAGACAUUUAAAAAGAUGAUAUUUGUGAAUAGCUUUAUGUCAAAUUUGACAACUUAGAUGAAAUAGACAAACAGUGAAAAAUAUAGGUGCCUAAGUAAUUCAGGUGGGAGAGGAAAAAAAUCAUGCUGAGCCUCCUCAUAUCCAUACGGGGGAAAAAAAUAGACCUUAACCCCUACUUCACACCAUACACAAAAAUAAAUUUGAGAUACAUUAUAGACCUAAACAUAAAAACUAAAACUAUAAAUCUUCCAGAAUAGAAUAGAGGAGAAUAUCUUUGUGACUUUGGGGUAGGCACAGAUUUCUUAGAGGACACAAAAAACAUGAACCAUAAAAGAAAAAAAGUUGUUAACUUAGACUUGAUCAAAAUUUAAAACUUCUAUCCAUCAAAAGACAAUGUUAAAGGAAUGAAUAGGCAAACCACAGACUGAGAGAAAAUACUCUAAAUUCAUAUAUCUGGAAAAGAACUUGUAUCCAGAAUAUAUGACAAACUUCUACAACUCAAUAAUAAAAAGAUAAUUCAAAAUGAGCAAAAGAUUUGAACAGAUACCUCACAAAGGAAGAUAAAUGAUGAAUGGCCAAUAAACUGCAUGGAAAAGUACAUGAUAUCAUUAAUAAUCAAAAAAAUGCAAAUUAAAACCACAAUGAGACUCCGCUAUACAAUGGCUAAGAUUAAAAACCCUGACAACAAAUGUUGGCGAUGAAUGUGGAGCAUCUGAAAUUCUCAAACAUUGCUGGCGGCAGUGUGAAAUGGUACAAUUACUUUGGAAAACUAAUGGCAGUUUCUUAUAAGUUAACCGUACCUAUCCUAUGACCCAGCAAUUCUACUCUAAGGCACUUAGCCAAUAAAAAAAAAGCCAAUAGAUGGUGAAAACAUAUGUCCACAAAAACACUUGUAUUGAGAAUGUUCAUAGCAGGUUUGUUCAUCAUAAUACCAAACUAGAAAAAAUCCAAAUGUUCAUCAACAGGAGAAUAAAUAAAUUGUGAGAUAUACACACACACACACACACACACAUAUAUAUACAUACACAUAUUUUUGUACUUUAGGUGAAAGUUUACAGCUCAAGUUAGUUUCUCACAGAAAAUUUUAUACAUGUAUUGUCAUGUGACACUAGUUGCAGUCCCUGCAAUGUGACAGCACACUCCCACUUUCCACCCCGAGUUUCCUGUGUCCAUCCAACCAGCUUCUGUCCUUUCCUGCCUUCUCAUCCUGUCUCCGGACAGGAGCCACCCAUUUGGUCACAUGUAUCUGCUUGAACUAAGAUGCACACUCUUCACGAGUGUUAUUUUAUAUUUUAUAGUCCAGUCUAAUCUUUGUCUGAAGAGUGGUCUUCGGGAAUGGUUUUAGUUCUGGGUUAACAUGGCGUCCGGGGGGCAUGGCUUUGGGGGUUCUUCCAGUCUCAGUCAGAUCAUUAAGUCUGGUCUUCUUUUGUGAUUAGACACUUUUUUCCUGCUUUAUCAGGGACUCUGUGUUGUGUUCCCCAUCAGGGCGGUCAUUGGUGGUAGGUGGGCACCAUCCAGUUCUUCUGGUCUCAGCCUGAUGGAGUCUCUGGUUUAACUGGCCCUUUUGUCUCUUCGGCUAAUAUUUUCCUUGUGUCUUUGGUAUUCUUCAUUCUCCUUUGCUACAAGUGGGUUGGGACCAAUUGAUGUAUCUUAGAUGGCUGCUUGCAAACUUUUAAGACCGCAGAUGCCACUCAUCAAAGUGGGAUGCAGAACAUUUUCUUAAUAAACUUUGUUAUGCCAACUGACCUAGAUAUCCCCCAGAACCAUGGUACCCAGACCCCAGCCCCAGCUACUCCGUCCCUCAAAGUGUUUGGGUGUGUUGAAGACACUCCUUAGCUUUUGGUUUAGUCUAGUUGUGCCGACUUCCUCUGUAUUGUGUGUUGUCUUUUCCUUCACCCAAAAUGAUUCUUGUCUGCCAUAUAGUUAGUGAAUUCCCUUUUCCUUCCCCUUCCACCCUCGUAACCAUAAAAGAAUGUUUUCUUCUGAGUUUCAACCUUUUCUUGAGUUCUUAUGAUAGUGAUCUCAUGCAGUAUUUGUCCUUUUGCGACUGACUAAUUUCACCCAGCAUAAUGCCCUCCAGAUUCAUAUACAUUGUGAGAUGUUUCGUGGAUUCUUCAUUGUUCUUUAUCGUUGCGUAGUAUUCCAUUGUGUGUACGUACCAUAAUUUGUUUAUCCAUUUGUUUGUUGAUGGGCACCCAAAUUGUUGCCAUCUUUUUGCUAUUGUGAACAGCACUGCAGUGAACAUGGGUAUACAUAUAUCUAUUCAUGCGACAGCUCUUAUUUCUCUAGGAUAUAUUCCAAGGAGUGGGAUUGCUGGAUCGUAUGGUACUUCUGUUUCUAGCUUUUUAAGGAAGUACCAAAUCAGUUUCUAAAGUGGUUGUACCAUUUUAUAUUCCUACCAGCAGUGCAUAAGUGUUCCAGUCUCUCCACAACCUCUCCAGCACUUUUUGCUUUGUGUUUUUUGGAUUAGUGCCAGCCUCGUUGGGGUGAGAUGGUAUAUCAUUGUAAUUUUGAUUUGCAUUUCUCUAACAGCUAAUAAUCGUGAGCAUUUCCUCAUGUAUCUGUUAGCCGCCCGAAUGUCCUCUUUGGUAAAGUGUCUGGUCAUAUCAUUUGCCCAUAUUUUUAAUUGGGUUAUUUGUCUUUUUGUUGUUGAGGUGUUUCAGUGUCUUGUAGAUUUUAGAGAUUAGACCCUUGUUGGAUAUGUCGUAGCCGAAAUUUUGUUCCCAGUCUGUUGGUUAUCUUUUUACUCUUUUGGUGAAGUCUUUUGAUGAGCAUAGGUGUUUGAUUUUUAGAAGCUCCCAGUUAUCUAGUUUCUCUUCUUGUGAUAUAUUCUUAAAAUGGGAUACUACUCAGCAAUAAAAAGGGAACGAAGUACAUCCAGCAACAUAUGUGAAUCUCAAAAACAUGUUGAAGGGGAAAAGCCAGAUUCAAAAGAGUACAUACUGUUUGAAUCCAUUUAUAUGAAGUUUUAUAACAAGCAAAACUAACCUAUGGUUAUAAAAUAAUGGUUGUCUUUAGUAGUCAGUGGGGAUAGGAUAGAAAUUGACCUGGAAAAAGUACAGAAGGAAGUGAACUUUCUGGGGUGAUGGAAAUGUUCUGUAUCUUGAUGGGAGUGUAGGUAACACAGGCUCUAUGCAUUUGUCAAAACUCAUUGAACUGUACUCUUAAAUUUUUUGCAUUUUACUGUGUAUAAAUUAUACCUAAAAAAUCUUAAAGAUAAUAGCAACUAAUUGAAAAAUAUAAUAGGAGUGUAAAAAUGGCAUGACGGGGGCGUCUGACCUCCUCUAACUUCAGGAGGGGGAAGGAGAAUCAAGAUCAACAGCCCAAGGCUGAGUCUUAGGAGGUGGAGGUUGGACAUGCCUCCACCCUUCAACCUUCUUACCGAUUCUGACACCAACUGUCCCUCCCAUGGUACUCUCUACUCUGCUGGGUUUGAUAAUUUGUUGUAGUGGCCACACAAAACUCAUAGGCAGUACUCAUGGUUAUGGGUUUUGUUAGGGAAGUAACAGGUUACAAUUCAGUUCGGGAACUCUCAGGAUACAGUUCUUCAAUCGGGGCAGCUUCUUCUUAGCAGUGCCUGCAGGCAAGUGUCACAAAGCUUUUAGCUCUGCUGAGGGCGUGGAGGCACCCCACUCCACCAGUAAGGUUCUGCCCAAAGGCUCUCAGCUCUUCUAUUCUGUGAGUUGGUAAGCCUAGCUCCUUUGCCAAGUGCCCGGAGGCACCCCACUCCUCCAGGAAGCCUCCUACCUGAAGGUGUUCAGCUGUCUCAUUUCAUGAGUCAGUGAGCCUAGCUCUGAUAAGUGCCUGGAGGCACUCCACUCUGGUAGCAAGCCUCCUGCCUGAAGGCUCUCAGCUUUCUCACGCUGUGGGCUGGCAGGCCACCGAGCUUUUCCUGUUAGUCUCUUGCCUGUCUCCUGUUUCUUCUGCCUCUGCUGCUGUCAUCUCUAUGCCUCUGCUUCCCACUGCCGCUGCUAUCUCUCUCCAUAUCCAGUGUUAUAGCUCUUUGUCUCUUGGACCUAGGACAUUCUCAGCACAGGGACCCUGUAUCCAAAGGACACAAUCCAUUCCUGGCUCUUCUUUCUUGGUGGCGGUGGUGCUGAGAUCUUCUCUUCCGACCUCUGGGAUGGCUCAUUUUAAGCCUAACAAGAUGGCAGAGCUGACCGAUCCCCUUGUCAGGGUUCCAUACACCUUAUUUGCAUGCUCCCACCCCCACAUGAGUGCUGUGUACCUAAUUUACAUUAUUAGCAAGCUGUCCAAUCCCCUUGGUGGGCUGUAAGCACCUCAUUUACAUAAUUCUACCCAGUCAUUUGGUGGGAAUUACAAAGACUAUGGCCAGAAGAGCCAUGUUUAAGUAAUUCACUGCACUACAAGGAAGGUAGUGUAAGUGAUUUGAAUUUUCAUGUUUUAUAGAGAGUCAGUGAAUUUCAAAGUUGGUAAGUGAAAAAGUGUAAGCAUAUGAUUUCAGGUUAGGUUGCCACUAGAGUUAGAAGGGUUAGAAGUGAGGAUCGUUACUUUUCAGUAUAAAUAGCUCUUUUUACCACCUGCAUAUAUCUUAAUUAUAUUGGUUUAUAUUUUUAAAGAUACACUUUUCCUAAAAUAAUGGUAGUGUGACUGAACUCAGAGGAGCAGGCAUGGGCAGUGGUCAUGCCACUCUUGGCGACACUUGAGCAUAGACUAGAGCAUUUCUGAUUUCCAUAUUAUUUCUUUCUCAGGAAUUUUGAAUACCACUUUGAGACUGUAAUGUCAUUUGUUAUAUGUAUUGUAACAUUGGUUCCCCAUGUGUUUUUUACCUCAGCACUUCUGAGGGAUGUUAAACAUUUCCACUGGUGACUGUGGCUUUUUGCUGGAGUGAUACUCAACUAAGUUGGAGGAGAGAAUACAUAAUUUUAAAAGCCAAUUCUGAUGCAUCACCAGCAACCUAGAAGAAUUCUCUUGUCGUAGUUUUUGGCCAGCUCUUCAUUCUCCCAGCAUGUUUCUAGUACAGGAACUUGCACAUAUCUGGGUGAUCAGGGCAGAGGAAGCACAUGGACUGGAAAUUGGAAGGGAGUGCUUGGAAAACAGAGUCACAUGUGCCGCUGGGCCAAGAAGGCCUCCUGGAGGACGCAGGUGAAGAUGGCGUUUCCGAAAGCUUCCAGCUUCUUCAGAUUGACGUGGAAUGUGAGAGCCGAGAGAGUGGGAGCCUGCCCACAGGCAGUGCAACCUGGUGCUCGAAAAAUGUGCAAAGGAAACAGAAACACUGGGAAAAGAUAGUUGCAGCAAAGAAGAGCAAAAGAAAGCAAGAAAAAGAAAGAAGAAAAGCCAACCGUGCUGAAAAUCCAGGCAUCUGCCCCCAGCACAGCAAACGUUUUCUGAAAGCCUUAACCAGAGAGAGACUUUUGGAAGCCAAACACACAGGACCAAGACUCUGUAUUGAUUUGAGUAUGACGGACCACAUGUCUAAGAAGGAGUUAAGUAGACUGGCAGGACAGAUCCGAAGGUUGUAUGGUUCAAAUAAAAAAGCUGACAAGCCAUUUUGGAUCUGCCUUGCUGGAUUCUCAAGAGACAGUCCCCUGUAUGAAGAGUGUUUGAGGAUGAACGAUGGCUUUUCUAGUUACGUGCUAGACAUAACGGAAGAAGACUGCUUUAGUUUAUUUCCUCUGAAAACCCUUGUGUACCUGACUCCUGACUCUGAACACGCUCUUGAAGAUGUUGAUGUAAACAAAAUUUACAUUCUUGGUGGACUUGUGGAUGAAAGCAUUCAGAAGAAGGUGACAUUUCAAAAGGCCCGAGAACACUCUGUCCAGACAGCCCGCUUGCCAAUCCAGGAAUAUAUGAUCAGGCGCCAGAACGGAAGAAACUAUCACUCAGAGAUACUGGCCCUCAAUCAAGUUUUUGAUAUCCUGUCCACUUACUUUGAGACUCGAAAUUGGCCUGAAGCACUGAAGAAAGGUGUUUCUUCUGGAAAAGGCUAUGUUCUUCAGAAUUCAGUGGACUGAUGGACAGCCUAAGACUGUAGUUGCAGGAAGCAAAGUACUGGAGGUGGAAGAAUAUAUUUUUGUGGUGAGGGGAAGCCCCUAGUGCCUAGAUGGUACCUCCUCCCUGCCGGGGGACCAACUAGCCAUACUGCCUCACUCUACUAAUACUUUUUUGGACCCUUGUAUUACGUAAGAAGUAGCAUGUUGUGACAUUUGCUUGGACUUGGAGCCAGAAAACGUGGGUCCAAAUCCCAGCUCCACCACUUUAGUAGCUUUGGGACACUGAGGCUCUAGCCUUAGUUUUUUUCCUCCAGCCUCAAUUUUCUUAAAUGAGAAGUGGGAAUAAUAUUACCUACCUUUCAGAGUUUUGAGACUUAGUGUGUGGUGUCCUCAGCAAGUGGUCACUGUUACAUAAUGUUCUAGCAUGGAAAAGGGUGGACAUUUGAUAUAUUAUACAUUAAUAUUGGAUUGAUUUUAUUUUCAAUUCUGACCUUUCCCAACCUAUCUAAUAAAUCCAUAGAAUAAAAUUAGGUCUGUGAUAGCAACUGCCUUUUGCAGUUUCUGCAUAAGCAAACCAGAGGCAGUAGGGUUUGGGGAAUUUUCAUUUCCCCAGUGAUUCCAUUUGUAAUAUUUGCUAACAUCUGUUGAACACGUACUAUGUUCCAGAGACUAUGCUAAGGAUUUUGUAUUAUUUUAUUAUCCCAACAACCCCAUGAGGAAGGUACUAUGUCAUUAUGUUUCCCGUUUUUUUACAGAUGAGAAAAUAAGGCUCACUAUUUAUUAUGCAUAUUGCAGUGAGAAUAUAUGCAUGUAUUAUUUUUAUAAAAAGAAAAAUAUUUAACUGUGGUUUACAGAAGAUGACAUUUCAAAAGGCCUGAAACUUGGUUAGGGUCCCUCACUAGCAAGUGGUGGAGACUGGAUUUUAAACUUACACAGUCUAAUUCCUUAGUCCCUAGGACAGAAGGGAAGCUGCUCAGCCAGGCCCCAGGGCUCAAGUAAAAUACCCAGGACAAGCUCAUCCACAAUAAGGGUGGUUCACAGACUAUAGUGGGAGGCUUGUUGAAAGUGAAAACUCCUACCUUUCCCUGCCUCCUUUCAGUGGGUCUGAAGUGGAGUCCAGAAAUUUGUUUGGUAUUUUCCCCAGUGAUUUUGAUACAGCUGGUCUGGGGACCAUAUUUUGAGAACCCCUAUUGUACACUGCAUUUGGGUACAUGCUGCUCCUACUUCAGCCUGCUCUUUCCUUCCCUCAUGUCUAUGGCUACAGUAAAAAUGAUUUCCCAUAUAGAUCAUCACUGGAGUCUUGAUCCAUCUAGCAGUUAAAAGGAGACUUGAAAAUAUGAAUGGCCCUCAUUAAGAGAUGCUAGAGAGGCCUUGAGAGAGCUUUCUGAGACUGGUUGGUCUGAGUUGGCCCCCUCAAGGGUAGGUUAGAGACAUACCCCAGUAUGGCCUUUGGAGAAACCAGGUUCUGUCACGGUAUUCACUUCUGGACAUGUAUCUUACAAGAAGCCAUUUUGUGUUCUGUAAUUCAAGUAGAGAGAAGUAGCCACAGCCAUGGCCCCUGUGUAAUAUCAAACUGCCUGUUAGUGAAGGUUACUCUAGAGCAGGGUGGUAAGUAGGUUUUGUUAGCCCUCCAUCUUCAACUGGUAACUGAGCAGUAAGCAGUUAUAAGGCCUCACAUCAAAUCCUAACACGAGUUCCCAGUCAUCCAUUCAUACGCCAUCAGUGUUAUAGAGACUUUCACCUUAUUACCACCUGAGAGCCCUUGCCUUAGUGGGGAGCAUGACUUAUUGUAAUGCAGAGAUAGUUUCUUCCUCUCCACUCCCACCCUGUCUCCAACUCUGUCAAAUCCCUCUGUGUAUCAAGUCCCAGCUCCUGGAUGGCCUGCCUCAGUUUAUUCUUCUUCUCACUACGCCUUGUUUCCACUCAUUACAACUGAGAUCAUCCAGAACUCCGUUUACCAGAAGACCAGAGGUUAGCUCUUCCCAACCUGCUUUUCUCCUGAGGCUUUGAGCCAGUCCAGCAUCUCACAUCACAGCUGGUUAGAGUGUUAUGUCCAGCCUUUUUUCUUCCUGAUACAGUUCCUAUUUUUCCUGGAACCCUGAUUUACUCAUAAUUCCAAAUCCACCUUUUUCUGCUUAAACAGAUAGUAAUUUUUGUCAGCACUCUAUGUACCGAAACAGUGCGUGUAUGUUUACACAUACACAUACCAAAGAGAAUAGAACAUCUGUUAAGUAUUUACAUGUUUUGUUUCAAGUGCCACCUUUGAUUUAUAAUGGCUGACCAAAGUAAAAUCUUUGGAAUCAGUGCCAGGGUUCAGUGGGAAAAGGUGCCAUGACCAAAGAGCAGGGGCAGAAGUGGCAGUGGCACAAAUACACCUUUAUUUGAAAUCUUAGAUCUUCGCUAGGAUUGUAAGCUACCACAGCCCUGAUGGAGUAGUGAUUAAGAGCUAAGGCUGCUAACUAAAAAGUCAGCAGUUUAAGUUCACCAGCCAUUACUUGGAAACCCUGUGGGGCAGUUCUGCUCUGUCCUCUAGAGUUGCUGUGAGUUGGAAUUGACUUGACAGCAGCGGGUUUGGUUUUGGUUUUAAUGUCACGGAUCACAUUUUAUGCCCUUUUGUAUCUCCCAUAGAGCCUAGCUCAUAGGAAGUGCCCAGAUGUAUUUUGAUUAGGUAAAUAAGUUUAUAUAACAGGGAAUUAGCCCUAAAACUGCAUGGCUUUAGAUGUGUUAUCUUUUAUACAUUUAUCCAUUUGCGAAAGACCAAGACUUUAGAGUUUAAAUAAUUGUACCAUCACGAGUUUAAUUUUCACUAAACCGACAUAAAGUUGUGUGACUUUUUCCUUCUCUGACCAUCAUGUUUUUUCCUCCAUUCACUAAAAUACUGUACAUGUGCUUUGCGGGGUCAGCCUGCCCUGAUCUGUCCCUACUUAGAGCUCCCACAACCCUCUGUUCCUUCCUGUGGCUCUUCGCCUGUUCUCCCUUGAGUAUGAGCCUAUGAAUGUCUUCCUGUCCUUCUGAGCCUUGUACAAACUAGAUUCUUCAUAUAUAUUUGUUGAGUGAUUAACAUAUCAAACUGAAAGCUAAAAACACAGUAUUGAUAAAAUCCUAACUUGAAAGUAACCAGAAAACACAUUGCAUUUUGGCACAUGAGCAUAUUAUGACACAAAUCUGAGAUUCCCUUUUUUGUAUCCUAUUUAUAGUUGCCUGUUACUCAUGCUAUUUUGUGUUAGUAAACUCUAUAAAUUAACGUGCUGGCCAACUGGGCUAAACCAAAAGCAAAGAAGUUUCCUGAAUAAACUGAACACUUCGAAGGCUAGCGUAGCAGGGGUGGGGGUUUGGGGACCAUGGUUUCAGGGGACAUCUAAGUCAAUUGGCAUAACAAAAUCUAUUAAGAAAACAUUCUGCAUCCCAGUUUGGAGAGUGGCAUUGGGAGUCUUAAACGCUAGUAAGUGGCCGUCUAAGAUGCAUCAAUUGUUCUCAACCCACCUGGAGCAAAGGAGGAUGAAGAACACCAAAGACACAAGGUAAUUAUGAGCCCAGGAGAUGGAAAGGGCCACAUAAACCAGAGACUACAUCAGCCUGAGACCAGAAGAACUAGAUGGUGCCUGGCUACAACCGAUGACUGCCCUGACAGGGAACACAAUAGAGAACCCCUGAGGGAACAGGAGAACAGUGGGAUGCAGACCCCAAAUUCUCGUAAAAAGACCAGACUUAAUGGUCUGACUGAGACUAGAAGGACUCCAGAGGUCAUGGUCCCCAGACCUUCUGUUAGCCCGACAGGAACCAUUCCCAAAGCCAACUCUUCGGACAGGGAUUGGACUGGACUAUGGGAUAGAAAAUGAUACUGGUGAGGAGUGAGCUCCUUGGAUCAAGUAGACACAUGAGACUAUGUGGGCAGCAAAAGAGAUAAGUCUGCAAAAGAGAUAAGAUGGCAGAGGGGGUCAGAAGCUGGCUGAAUGGACAUGAAAAUAGAGAGUGGAGGGAAGGAGUGUGCUGUCUUAUUAGAGGGAGAGCAACUAGGAGUAUAUACCCAAAAAGGAGUAUAUAGCAAGGUGUUUUUAAGUUUGUAUGAGAGACUGACUUGGUUUGUAAACUUUCACUUAAAGCACAAUAAAAUUUUUUUUUUUUAAUGUGCUGGCAAAUUAAAAAAUUUAUUCUAUACCACAAAAGAAUCAAGAUGUUAAUUCUCUGUUCCAUUCCCUCCCUUACACAAUUUAAUCCCUCAAGAGCUAUGAUAACUGGAUCAAUGCUAUCAGUGACUUUUUAUUCAUUUAAAAACAGAUCAGACUAGAUGGGAGACAAGAACUAUAUUAGGUGAAGGGAAAGACAACACACAAUACAGGAGAGGUCAGCACAACUGGACGAAACCAAAAGCAAAGACAUUUCCUCGAUAAAACUGAAUGCUUCAAAGGCCAGAGUAGCAGGGGCGGGGAUCUGGGGACCAUGGUUUCAGGGGACAUCUAGGUCAAUUGGCAUAAUAAAAUCUAUUAAGGAAAUAUUCCGCAUCCCACUUUGGAGAGUGGCGUCUGGGGUCUUAAACGCUAGCAAGUGGCCAUCUAAGAUGCAUCAAUUUGUCGCAACGCACCUGGAGCAAAGGCGAAUGAAAAACACCAGACAUGCAUGGUAAUAAUGAGCCCAGGAGUCAGAAAGAGCCACAUAAACCAGAAACUACAUCAGCCUGAGACCAGAACUAGAUGGUGCCUGGCUACAACCGAUGACUGCCCUGACAGGGAACACAACAGAGAAUCCCUGAGGAAGCAGGAGAGCAGUGGGAUGCAGACCUCAAAUUCUCGUAAAAGGACCAGACUUAAUGGUCUGACUGAGACUAGAAGGACUCUGGAGGUCAUGGUCCCCAGACCUUCUGUUAGCCCAAGACAGGAACCAUUCCCAAAGCCAACUCUUCAGACAGGGAUUGGACUGGACUACAAGAUAAAAAAUGAUACUGGUGAGGAGUGAGCUUGGCUCAAGUAGACACACGAGCCUAUGUGGGCAGCCCCUGUCUGGAGGGAAGAUGAGAAGGCAGAGGUGGGGAGAGAAGCUUCCUGAAUGGACACAGAGAAUACAGGUGGAGAGGAGUGUGCUGACUCAUUAGAGAGCAACUAGGAGUACAUAGCAAGGUGUAUAUAAAUUUUUGUGUGAGAGACUGACUUGAUAUAUAAACUUUCACUUAAAGCACAGUAAAAACAGAUCAGUUGGCGUAUGUAUACUCUGAUUUAUAUAGAACACAUCUUUAGGAACACAUAAAGCUUCUUGGUCUUUAUCAACAUAUUGAUUGAGUUCUAUAAUCUCUGUUCCAAAGGAACUUCUAGAUAAGCUUCAGGGUCCACAGCACUUCUCAUAUGUUCAGAGAAGCCUGUGACCCUUGAACCACUGACCUGGAUCAUUUGCCAAUUUUCACCUUCACUCAUAAAGUCUGCAUAAAAUAUCAAAUAGCAUGAAAGAAUUUCCUCUCCAACUCAAUCACUAGCCUUUCCUUUUUUUUUCCCAAAAUCUAGGCAGGUAGGUUUUUGUCUGGCUUCUAGAUAAUGAUUUUAGCAAAAUAAGAUUUGGCCAGACUUGGAUUCAGAGAUCCUCAUGAUUGCGGAUCAUAUAACAACAGAAAAGUGGUUAUGCCCAAAAUAUCCUCUAACAUCAGAAUAAAAUAUUAUGUAACUAUUGAAUCUUUAUAGGAAGCAUUAAGAGUGUAUUAAACAUUGUAUGAAGUGGACAAAAUAUAUUACAAAGUAGUAUAUAAACAUAAAUCAUUUAAUUUGGAAAGAAACAUAUAUACCCAUAUGGUAGGUAAGAAAGUAGACAAACUGUGCCUCAGUUUCUUCAGUUAGGAGGAUGUCUUCUGCAGAGCUAAUAGGCAAAUGAGUAAAUCCAAACAAAGCACUUGGAACAAUACUUGGCACAUAGUAAACACAUGGUGAUUGUUAGCUAUUAAAUACUCACUGAAUAAUGAGAUUACGGGGGGGUCUUGUUUGCUUUUUCAUACUUGUCGACAUAGCCUGAAUUUUCUUUGGUGGCCAUGUUUACUGUUAUUAUCAGAAAAGUUACUUUAAUGCUGACUUCCAGUUUAUGAUCAAAGCUGAAC